This is a messenger RNA of Ostrinia furnacalis (Asian corn borer), 3161 nucleotides long. RefSeq names its product zinc finger protein 543. Gene Ontology annotation, molecular function: RNA polymerase II cis-regulatory region sequence-specific DNA binding; DNA-binding transcription activator activity, RNA polymerase II-specific; zinc ion binding. Gene Ontology annotation, cellular component: nucleus. The coding region runs from base 155 to 2857 and encodes 900 amino acids. Lineage: Eukaryota; Metazoa; Arthropoda; Insecta; Lepidoptera; Crambidae. The record is from RefSeq and is a predicted model, not a curated record. Gene Ontology annotation, biological process: regulation of transcription by RNA polymerase II. The transcript has 24 exons.
AAUUUGUCACUUGUCUAUGGAAAUUAUUAAAAUCGUAAUGGUGGCUAUUCGUGCUUGUGGAAAUCAUUGCAUUGCUGACAACAUAUUUUAGAAAAAAGGAUUGGGAAACCUUCAAAAAUUAAUAAUUAAUGGAUUUCGGCUGAAAUAACUCAGGAUGGAGCGAGUACAGUAUUGUUUCAUCUGUAACGUCACAGUUGGAACAUCAACAAGGCAUUGUGUUCAUGUUUUCGAUGAUGACACUACAUUUCAAACGGAUAAAAAACUACCAGAAAUAAUCGAAGAGAUCAUUGGAAAGAGCCUGGAAGCGUCUUCAUUGAUAUCGCAAGUUAUCUGCAAAAAAUGUCUCAGGACGUUGGUUGAGUACGAUGGCAUUACAAAACGGCUCGAAGUGUUAAAAAAGGAAGUACAAGAGAACAUGUCAAAGACAGCACAGAUUCAAGCUUCUAAAAAGAAUGUUGUUACCAUCAAGAAGCAUCCGAAACAAAUUGUGUUGUCGAAGUCUAAGCUUCAGCCGUUACCUGCUAACUUUGUUUUGAACAUGAAGAAUGUACCAACAGUCACCAGGACUCAACUUGUUAAUGAUUCAGAUUCUGCAACGGCAGUGCCACAAAACGUGUUCAAGAUGACUGAGCCAACAAUAAGCCUUAAAGCAACUAUUGGCUCCACCGUCUUAACUCACACUCUAAAAUCAACAAUGAAAAUGGAACCAGACCCGUUAAGCAUCACACCGUCAGAUAUGAACUUGAUCAUGACACCGAGUAAAGCAAGCGUUAAUAAAAAGACUGCAGUCAAGUCAUCACAGAAUUCAGUAGCAAAGUCAACGAAGAAUCCAAUAUUGAGUUUUAAUGUGGAUGCGUUGCCAAAAGAGUUUUUCUCAACUACCGAUAGAGAGACUGCGUUGAGGAAUGAACAAGUUGACCUUGAUGAUGAUAGCGUUGAUAAUGAUAGUACGGAGAAUAACGAUGAACAGGAAAUGGAGAUUGAUGAAGAUUGUUCGCUGGCCGUGGUGCCUGUCACCACAGAUGACAGCGGAAAGUUAAUCUUUGACGUUGAUGGCAAACAAUCCAAAACAAACAAUUUGUUCGACAUGGGUUUGCUUCUGUCGUCCGAUAGCCAGGAACAAAACAACGACGCGCAAAGUAAAUACAUUCUUGACAAGCUGCAGAUACUUGCCGACGAUGAUGAUGACGGUGAAGAACAGACAAUAGUGAUGAAGAACAGCGAUGGCACCACCAUAAUUAAAAUGGGCGCUGGACAGAAGGUGGUGUAUGAUGGUGAAAACUUCUCGUUUGUGCCAUGCGGGCAAACAACGGAAAACAACGAUAGCCAAGAUUCUAACGAGGAGUCCCAAAUCGAGUUGCAAGUGUCUGGCGACGAAGAAACCGCCAACGCGAUCAUAGCCGCCGCCCAAGAGCAAGGAGGAGCAUUUAUAAAGGUGGAGUCCGGGGAAAUGUACAAGGUCAAGUCUGUGCAAAGCAAAAACGAUGACGAAGAAGCUUUGCAUAUCCAAAGCAUUGUUGAAUGUGAAAAUGGCCAAUACACUUGCCAACUGUGUAAGCAACAAGACAGCACCAAAGAUCCGUUCGUCGGGGAGUCGGACAAAAUGAUGCUGCACCUGAAGAAAGUUCAUAACGCGCGAGUAUACAUCUGCCAGAUUUGUGGUUUAGUACUGAGGAAGCGCACGGAAUACACCAAUCAUAUAGAGGAGCACGCAGAAAAGUCUCGCUCUACCAUCAACAAAUCCAAACUGCACGCGUGCAAUCUCUGCUCGCGCAAGUUCACGUCGCGCGCGCUGCUCGCCGCGCAUCAUAAUUCGCAUUCUGGUGCGCGCCCGCAUUCGUGCCGUCGCUGCCAUAAGGCCUUCGCUUCUAAGUACACGCUGCAGGCUCACGAAAAGACGCAUUUGGAGCGGCCGCGGCCCCACAAAUGUCCGUCUUGCGGCAAAGCGUUCUUGACGCUGCAGAAUCUAGCGCAGCAUGAGAAAACGCAUUCUAGUGUCAAAGAGUUCGUCUGCAAGGUCUGCGAGAAAGCGUUCUCAACACAGCAUAACCUGGAAGUCCACGGCGUCAUCCACUCGGGCCGGAAGCCGUUCUUCUGCUCCGUCUGCAGCAAGGCCUUCGCCAGGAAGCCCGAGGUCAAGGACCACAUGAGGACGCACACGGGUUUGUGGAGAAACCAUAAAAUGGCGCUGUUACUGGACUACCACACCAAAGCGGCUCACACGGGCGAGCGUCCGCUCAGCUGCUCGGUGUGUCGCGCCACAUUCGUGUAUCCCGAACACUAUAAAAAACACCUCAAAAUACACAACGGGGAGAAACCUUACGCUUGCGAGGUGUGCGGCAAAACGUUCACCUCGCGCGACAAUCGCAACACUCACCGCUUCGUCCAUAGCGACAAGAAGCCUUACGAGUGUCUAUCCUGCGGCGCCGGAUACAUGCGCAAGCAGCUGCUCUAUGCGCACAUGCACACUACGGGUCACGUCGCUGAAUCGAUAGUAGUAAAUCAACCGAGAGUUAUCAAGGCAACAGAAAAUGGUAUCGUCGUAACACCGUUGAUGGACGUGAACGGUGUAGAAAUUAAAACAGACAAAAUGGCGAACGCUAUAUUUGAAACAACACAGGAGCUGGAAAUGAAUCAAACCGAUGCCGAUGUCAAUACAGUGGAAACCACUAUGAGUCUAGUCCAAGCGAGCAAUGAAGCCACAUUCUACACCAUAGAAAAUUUUGAGGGAUUAAUAGAAAACAGCUCGGAGGACCAAAGAGAAAUUUUAACCACCGAUGCCAAAGGAGACAUAAUGAGACUGAUACAAGUGCAGUUGCCAGACGGAAAAACUGGUUGGGUUGCCAUAGACCAAUGAAAAAAGUGCUCAUUAUCUAUAAAAGUUUUUAUCAGAUUAGAAAUCUGUAAUAUUAGGUUUAAAGUUGUCUCCUAAAUCAGAGCUGUGUUAGUUUUUAAUAAUAACUAAAGUUAAGCAACUUAUAUUGUGGUUAAAAAUGGAUGGUUCACCAUUUGGCAUUUAUAUUAUACUUAACUAUGUAUGAAAAUAUUUGUGUUAUGAUUACAAUAACACUGCUGGAAACGAACCCGCAAACUUGGCUGGUGUUUCGUAGUUCAGCAUCGAGCCACUAGGUAAUUAGUAUUUUAUUUUGUAGGUUGCCAUC